Molecule: messenger RNA, 2210 nt
Organism: Phycodurus eques (leafy seadragon)
Lineage: Eukaryota; Metazoa; Chordata; Actinopteri; Syngnathiformes; Syngnathidae
Exons: 2
Coding region: 178-516 (112 amino acids)
Source: RefSeq, a predicted model, not a curated record
AUAAGGAGACAUUAUCAGGCUCGACAAGCCUGCUUUCAACCAGAUGUCUGAAGACAGGCUGUAUUUACCACACGCACCCGUGUAGGCCCUCUGUCAGCGGGUUGCCCCUCCUGGGAAUCCAGGAAGGGGAGCUGCAGAGACCCAGGUCUUUGUUCAUCCAUCCAUAGCACUGGCAAAAUGUUUUUCAGACUCCCAAGACUGACUCCAGGCUACAUCAGGUUACUGCAGACUCAGGCCUACCACAAUGUGUGUGUGGUGCCUCCACCCGAGAAGACCAUGCCUGGCAUGGCCAUGCUUCUAGGGACCGUGGGGAUCGCGAUGUGCGGGUACAGCUCCAGGCAGUUGGCUCUCUACCACCGACCUUCCAGUCGUGUGCUGCAAAGAGUUGGCUCGCACACCGAUGCCAGCAUGGCGGGCACAGCAGCACUCAGGGCCCCCUACCUGGAUGCUACCCGCAGGGCUGGAGCGUGCCAGGAAAUCCCACCUCCCUUCUUUGUGGGCCAGAAGUUCGUUUAAAAUAUGAGCGAUGGUUGGGCAAAGAUUGGCCACCAUAGGUUGAUUCUCAGUAACCACACUGUUGCAUGUUAAAGAUUGUAGCUAUGCUGGCCCAUUGAGUCAAUGAGGCCCAUGUGCUCUCUGAUAACAUGCUCGUGGAGGUAUCUGAAUGUUUCAACCUGUGUUGGCAGGAUGUUGGAUGUGACAUUAGUUCUCUGGAGUCAUACAAUUGAUGUCUUAAUCUCUAACAGCAUUGCAAUAGUCAGUUACUGUGUGAGCACUAGCAGUAUAAAUAAACUGAUAUCAGAACUUCCCUCACAGAACUACUGAAUGUAGCCUGUAUGUUUAAUUUAGAGUCCUUGUGUCUGUUUUGGAUGGUACAAUAAAGGAAUGACGCUUGGCAGUGAUCCUUCAUACACAGAUGGUAUGCAAAAACCUUCUCAAUGGCCUCACCUGCCCAACAAGAGGUGAAAGUAUUAAGCAGCCUGUCCCAUGAUACCUCUGAGGAGAACAGGUUGCAUCUUUGAGCAAAACCUCUUACCAAAACAAUUGAUUAAGGACAAUGAGGAUGUCGGAGGUUGGCUUUGUGACUCAAUUAAUAGCCCUCUAAGAAUGGGCUACUAAUUUAGUCACAAAGCUUGGUCAGGAUGAUGACGUUCAGCAGUAAGUAGCAGUGCACUGUUGUUUACGGCAGAUUAUAUGAUGGUAUCACGCAAAGGUGGAUAGUUGUUUCUUAAACUUGCAAUCUCUGUAACCCAUGCAGUUGGAAAACCGCACCCUUAACUAAUCUGGUUUAGCGUGUCUCUCUUCUUACUCAUCAUAGAUGGGCAGUCCCUGUGCCCCCAAACUGUACCUUUCUCCCUGCAGUGUCCGCCAUUUGUCUCUCUGCCAUGCAUUGGUGUGGACAAUGCAGCAUUGGUGUCUGUGUUCAAAUUGGCGAGGCAUUGAGCGUGGUUGAGAAUGUGUGCUGUGCCUUAGGGAGAGCACAGGGUCUAACGGUCAAACUGUUAGAAAUAAACUUUCUUUAUAUGAGCAAAAGCCAUUCCUUGUUGACAUGCAAGUCUUUCCUGUCGAACUUAUUUGUGACAGGUUGGGAGUUAAUAUAGAAAGACAGUUGCCAAGCUCCUGAACUCUAGUCACACUAGGGGAUUCCAAAGAAACGUUGUAAUGUUGGUAGUAACCAACAACAGAUUCAACUGAGGGGAAUCCCUACAUGUCCUAAUAAACCCUACUCUGACUGGACACAACCACAUUCAUGUUUGGGCGAUGUUCUUUCAGGAGUAUGUAAUCAAUAUUGGGUGGGUUGUAGUUGUUUUUUUUUUUCUACACUGCAGUGUUGCACAUUGAACACAGAGCUUAAAGACCCAUCGAUCUCAAUCAUUAAAGUUAGGGAGGAGGAGGAGAAUUGGAUGACACCUCUAUGCAGCGGGGAGGAGGAGAAGGAGAGUUGGGUGACACCUCUAUCCAGUUCACACUGUUUGACCUGCCACUCCUCUGUUUAUGAGUGAUUACUGCCAAGGAUGUGCACUGAAAGAAAGGAAUAUAGGCAGAAUUCCUCUCCCCCCCUAUUUUAUCUGUUACAUUGUUAACUCCAUGGAUUUUAUGUGUAUGAUAUGUGAUAUCUGUUCCCUUUAGAUGACAGUUUUGCUCCAUUAGUGAUACGUUAGAUGGAAUGAAAACAAUUCAUAUAAAAUAAAAAGUAGUUCAGCAAACUC